This is a messenger RNA of Orycteropus afer afer, 381 nucleotides long. It is a transcript of the gene CUNH2orf66, whose product is annotated as chromosome unknown C2orf66 homolog. NCBI's taxonomy places the organism in Eukaryota, Metazoa, Chordata, Mammalia, Tubulidentata, Orycteropodidae. The record is from RefSeq and is a predicted model, not a curated record.
AUGAAUUGCCUUGCAGAUUUCAGGCAGGGUAACCGACAAGGCCAGCCAAAGCCAAACUCCCUGUAGCUUCAUUCCACCAUGUUCAAAGCACUCCUCCUGCUGCUGUGUGUUACCUUGGUGCUAUCUGGGCAUGCACAUGGAGCCACACUAAGAAAUGAAGAGAAAUGGAAGCCACUCAACAACCCCAGAAACCGAGAUCUAUUUUUCAGAACCCUUCAGGCAUAUUUUAAAGGACGAGGUCUUGAUCUUGGGAGGUUUCCAAAUACCUUCUUCAUGAAGGAGAAUCCCAGACCUCUCUCUUUCCAAUCAGAAUAUAUUGCUUCUGCAUUUGGAGAUUAUGAAGAGCAGAAAAACUCAUUUCCAAGUUUCCUGAAAGGCUGA